Messenger RNA from Photinus pyralis (common eastern firefly), 1385 nucleotides. Its product is annotated as putative nuclease HARBI1. The record is from RefSeq and is a predicted model, not a curated record. Bases 226 to 1332 code for a protein of 368 amino acids. The transcript has 3 exons. NCBI's taxonomy places the organism in Eukaryota, Metazoa, Arthropoda, Insecta, Coleoptera, Lampyridae.
CGGAGGUUAAUUGUAAGAUUGUGUUGCACGACCUCAGGUUGACUCUACACCGACGGUUCAACCGCCGGUUCGGUCAACCUGUAGUCCAAGUAGCGAUUGGCUAGUCAACCGCCAGUUCGAAUUUCAAUUUAUAGGUUAUGAUUUUUUCCCGAGUACAUCGCGUGUAUUUUAUUGAGUUUCAUCUUUCAUAUUUUGUUGAUAAUUGGAAUUAAGUUUCUGUUUAUUAUGGAUGCAUCAUCAGAUUCUGAUCAAUAUGAAGUUAUGAAUAGUAGUAGCAGCUCUAGCUCUACAGAUUCAGAUGAAGAAUUACUUUUAGAGCUAAAUCGUAGAGUCAGGCGCGAACGUACAUUUCGAGAAAGACCAGAUAAUUUUACAAAGUGGUCUGACCAGGAAUUUACGAUGAGAUUUCGUUUGCAAAAGGAAUCUGUUCUUUUUUUAUUAGAAUUAAUCGAGGGCCAGUUGGCAACUAUAAGUAAUAGGAAUAAGGCGAUUACACCUAUGAACCAGCUGUUAUUAACAUUACGCCUGUAUGCUACAGGGAAUAUGCUCAUAGCUGUUGGAGAUUUUAGUGGGGUCCACAAAUCCACGGCUUGCCGGAUUGUAAAAAAAGUUACAGCUGCUAUUUGUACUUUAUCUGAAAACUACAUUCGUAUGCCUAAUACUGAAGAGGAAAUAAGAAAUCAUCAAUUGGCAUUUUACAACAUUGCCAGAUUUCCUCGUACAAUAGGAGCCAUCGAUUGCACCCAUGUCCGCAUACAAUCCCCAGGAGGCCACAAUGCAGAGUACUUUCGUAAUCGAAAGGGAUACUUUUCUUUAAUUGUACAAGUUGUUGGGGAUGCAUCUCUUCGAGUGCUGGAUAUAGUAGUGAGAUGGCCUGGAUCUACACAUGACCAAACCAUAUUCAACAACUCUAGGAUUCAUGCCCGCUUAGAGAAUGGUGAAUUCAAUAACAGCAUAAUCUUAGGAGAUUCUGGUUAUGCCAUACAGAAGUAUUUAAUAACACCAUUACUGCAUCCAAAUAAUGAUGCUGAACAAUUAUUUAACGAGGCCCAGAUCCGUACAAGAAAUCCAAUUGAAAGGCUAUUUGGAGUGUUGAAACGUCGUUUUCCCAUACUAAGCAUAGGGAUACGUAUCAAGCUACAAACAGCACAACAAAUUAUUAUUGCAUGUGCCACUUUACAUAACCUAGCAAGAGCUAGAAAUGAAGGGGAACCAUUGGUUGAUCCUGAUGUUAUUGUACCAGUGAUUGAUGAUCAACCACAGAACCAUGUGGAAGCAGAAAACCGUAACUUUUAUAGACAACCAUUUAUUAACUAUUUUUCUACAUUAUAAAACUUAAUAUUACAUUAAAUUAAAGAGUAAAGUUUUUAUACAAUGCUAUUUGU